AUGGAUCUGGACCCCAAGUACGACGACUACGACUUCCCGUACACCGCGGCCGAGAAGCAGGAUGGCCACCCGGGCUUCCUCACGGAGCUGCAGAUUGCCCAGGUGCAUCAGCUGCGGAUGAUGCUCGAGGCCGAGGGCUACAUGGAGCGGUUGGACACGUUGACCAUGCUCCGGUUCCUGCGGGCGCGCAAGUUUGACGUUGCCCUGUCCAAGCAGAUGUUCGUCGAGUGCGAAAAGUGGCGAGCCGAGACCAAGCUGGACGAGACGGUGCCGACCUGGGACUACCCCGAGAAGGCUGAGCUCGCCAAGUACUACAAGCAGUUUUACCACAAAACGGACAAGGACGGCCGCCCCAUCUACAUCGAGACGCUCGGCGGCAUCGACCUGACGGCCAUGUACAAAAUCACCUCGGGCGAGCGCAUGCUGACCAACCUCGCCGUCGAGUACGAGCGCGUGGCGGACCCGCGCCUGCCCGCGUGCUCGCGCAAGGCCGGCAAGCUGCUCGAGACGUGCUGCACCAUCAUGGACCUCAAGGGCGUGACCCUGACCAAGGUGCCGUCGGUCUACUCGUACGUGCGCCAGGCGUCGGUCAUCUCGCAGAACUACUACCCGGAGCGCCUGGGCAAGCUGUACCUCAUCAACGCGCCCUGGGGCUUCUCGACCGUCUGGAGCGUCGUCAAGGGCUGGCUCGACCCCGUCACCGUGGCCAAGAUCAACAUCCUCGGCUCCGGCUACCAGUCCGAGCUGCUCAAGCAGGUGCCCGCCGAGAACCUGCCCAAGGAGUUUGGCGGCGCCUGCGAGUGCGAGGGCGGCUGCGAGAACAGCGACGCCGGGCCCUGGCACGACCCCCAGUGGGCCAAGCCCGCCAAGUGGGAGAAGAACAAGGACGACGGCAAGACCAUUGAGAACAAGGGCUCCGAGAUUGAGAAGCCCGCUGCCGACGCCACCGAGGCCGUUCCCGCCGUGGAGGCCGGCGACAAGCAGACGGCUGCCGCCUGA
Molecule: messenger RNA, 999 nt
Organism: Purpureocillium lilacinum
Lineage: Eukaryota; Fungi; Ascomycota; Sordariomycetes; Hypocreales; Ophiocordycipitaceae
Product: cytosolic factor, phosphatidylinositol/phosphatidylcholine transfer protein
Source: RefSeq, a predicted model, not a curated record